Molecule: messenger RNA, 438 nt
Organism: Diaporthe amygdali
Lineage: Eukaryota; Fungi; Ascomycota; Sordariomycetes; Diaporthales; Diaporthaceae
Exons: 4
Coding region: 1-438 (145 amino acids)
Source: RefSeq, a predicted model, not a curated record
AUGUAUGACAGCCAGCAACCAGCGUCGCAAGCGAUUCUCUGCCAGAGAGCUGUGCCUAUCAUGGCAGAUCCGACGUUGAAGUACUCAUGUCCCGCAAACUCCGGAGAAGCCGCGAGACAAACACAUCCCAGGAAGGAAUCUGGGACUGCUUGUCCGAUUUCUGGGAAAGCUGGUGCUUCUUCGACCGAUGCUGCGAUAGAUUCUGUGACCGGCUCUGCGACCGGUGCUGCGACCGGUGUUGUGACAGGUGCUGCGACAGGUGCUGCGAUCGAUGCUGCGAUCGAUGCUGUGAUCGGUGUUGUGAUCGGUGCUGCGACCGAUGUUGUGAUCGAUGCUGUGACAGAUGGGCUACAGUAUGUAUCGAACAAUUUCGUGUACGGAGUAUUAGGAGACUGGACGCUCAUCGUCAAGACCGCAUAUCUGAAAGAUAUCUUUUGA